Molecule: messenger RNA, 4380 nt
Organism: Coffea arabica (coffee)
Lineage: Eukaryota; Viridiplantae; Streptophyta; Magnoliopsida; Gentianales; Rubiaceae
Product: protein TONSOKU
Biological process (GO): response to DNA damage checkpoint signaling; epigenetic regulation of gene expression; meristem structural organization
Cellular component (GO): nucleus
Molecular function (GO): protein binding
Source: RefSeq, a predicted model, not a curated record
CGUCAAUCCAAAAACUCCAAACCCCUAAACCUUCUCUCUCACACAUACACACACACAUCAAAAUGCGGAAAAACAACGACGAACAACAGCUCCGUGAUGCUAAACGGGCUUAUAAGGAAGCAAAGGAGGUGGGGAAUCGGGCGGAGGAGGCGCGGUGGGCAAAUUACAUCGGCAAUAUUCACAAAAAUCGAGGAGAAUACGUCCAGGCCCUCAAGUGGCUCCGUAUCGAUUAUGACGUUUCAAGCAAUUUUUUGCCAGAUAAACAGCUCCUUCCGACUUGUAAUACCCUCGGAGAACUGUAUCUCCGCCUUCAAGAUUUCAAGGAUGCCCUAAAAAUUCAGAAAAAGCAUUUACAGCUUGCAGAGGACACGAAUGACCUCAUUGAGCAACAAAGAGCAAGUACUCAACUAGGUCGAACAUACCAUGAAAUGUUUAUGAAGUCUGAUGAUGACCAUUCCUCAAUCAAGAAUGCAAAAAAGUACUUCAAGUCAGCAAUGAAACUUGCUAAAAAUCUCAUGAGGAAUCCAUCAUCUUGUAAAUCUACUUUUGUUGCAGAGUACGUUGACGCCCACAAUAACAUUGGAAUGCUUGAAAUAGAUCUUGAUAAUCUGGAAGAAGCCCAGACAAUUCUUAGUAGAGGAUUAGAGAUCUGUGAUGAAGAAGAGCUUAGUGAAAAUCAUGAUGGGCGUAGUAGGCUUCAUCACAACCUUGGAAUUGUUUACAUGGAGCUCAGGAAAUGGGACAAAGCUCGGGAGCAUAUGGAUGAAGAUAUUUCUAUUUGUAACAGAAUUGGGCACUGCCAAGGUGAGGCAAAGGGUUAUAUUAAUCUUGGCGAGUUGCACUACAGGGUCCAAAAGUAUGAUGAGGCCAUAAAUUGUUACCACAUGGCACUUCAACAGGCAGAGUCAAUGGAAGAUGAGGAUGUUUUAGUCAGUCAAAUUGAACAGAAUAUUAAAACUGUUAAAGCAGCAAUAAAUGUGAUGGAUGAAAUAAAGAAAGAUGAGCAGAAUCUCAAGAGGCUGGCCAGGAACAUGCAACUAGCUAGAGGCACAGCAGGUGAGAGGAAGUGUUUACUGCAACAGAUUGCAUCUCUUGAUCGUCUUAUUGAGAAAUCAAGCAUGAUCUUUGCAUGGAUGAAGCAUCUUGAGUAUGCAAAGAAGAGGAAGAAGAUAGCUAAUGAAAUUUGUGACAAAGAGAAAAUGGGUGAUUCAUUUCUAUUGAUCGGAGAGUCAUACCAAAAGCUCAGGAAGUUCAAGAAAGCUCUUAAGUGGCACACAAAGAGCUGGGAAACAUACAAUUUAAUAGGCAACUUGGAGGGACAAGCUUUAUCCAAGAUUGACAUAGGAAAUGCUCUUGACUCAAACGGUAAUUGGAUGGAAGCCUUCAAAGCAUUUGAAGAGGGUUACAGGAUUGCUGUUGAAGCUAACAUGCCUUCUGCCCAGCUAUCUGCACUUGAAAAUAUGCACUACAGCCAAAUGAUCAGAUUUGAUGAUGUUGACAAAGCAAGGAGCCUGAAGUCAUUAAUUGAUAAACUGAAGCAUUUAACACCUAAGGAAACUCAAGGACAAGACAUGCCAAAUGAUUGUUCUGAAACUGAAACAGAGAUUGAUGAUCUGUCAUUAAAUCCACCUGAAGUUAGAAUUUCACCUGAGAGAAGUAUAUCAAAUGCCAGUAGAUCAAAGUCUCUUUCUGCAAAUGACUUGAGUGAGAAUGCUCCUUUAAUAUCAUUUCUCCGUAACGGUAAAAGUGCUGAAAAGUUGAGAGCUGUGCAUGAUGCAACAGUUGAAACAGCAGUCAAGCUGCCUGAAUCUUCACCCAGGAAGGCAUCUAUUGCUUCUGGUAGUCAAGCGGCUGGUCGUAAACGAAUUCGUCUUGUUCUUUCAGAUGAUGAAUCUGAAAAUGAUGGGGAGCAUACCUCCAGAAGAACAGCUUAUAACUUCCAUGCAGAAGAGGUUGCUACUUCAAAUGGAUGUAAGAGUAAAAGCAAUCUCAAGAGUCCUGUUCAUGAGCUUCAAGAUCUUUCACCUGUUGCCUCAAGACAUGCCAUUAGCACUUGUACUCCUGUUAAUCUUGAAGAAAGCAGUUGUUCCCAUAAAUCUGAAACCUCUGCAUUAGCUGCUCAAGAUGCCAAGGAUUUUAGAGAUCCAUACAGAAAUAAAUUUGACAAAUCAGGAAACCUAAAUUAUAAGCACAAUAUGUCCAAUCUUGAUCCCUCUGCUUGUUGUGCUGAAAGUUGUCAACAUAUGAUAUUCAAAGUCAAUGAUGACUUUGUACAUUUAGAACCAGACUCUUGUAUGCUUGGAGAUGAACUCAGUAUGGAGCAGCUGAAGGCUGGAGUGGCAUGCUUGUACUACCUACAACUACCGUCCGUGAAGAGAGCAAAGGGUCUAGUUCCGGAUGUUCAAGACCUAAAAAGAGAUGGCAAAGUCCUGGAAACUUUGGAAGCAGUUGAUGAAUUGAAGAAUCACACAUUUGGAAACAACAUAUUUGAAGUUUCACUUGGGGUAUGGGUACCAAAGCCAGUCAUGAAGUUAUAUGUUGAUUGCUGCAAGGAGCUAUCUGAACAACCUGAUUUGAAGGUUCUUAAGAAGCUAUAUAAUCUAGAGGUAUCAGAAGAUGAGGUUAUAGUAUCUGACUGUGGAUUGCAAGACAUAUCAGUUGCACCCCUGCUUAAUGCCUUGUAUGCUCACAAGACAGUCGCAGUCAUAGACUUUUCUCACAAUCUUUUGGGAAAUGGAACAAUGGAGAGACUUAAGCAGGUGUUUACGUCAUCAGGACAGGAUUAUGGUGCUUUAGUUUUGGAUUUGCAUUGCAAUCUACUUGGUCCCACUGCUUUAUUUCAAAUUUGUGAGUGCCCUGUGCUAUACAACCGAUUGGAAGUACUAAACGUCUCAGGCAACCGCUUGACAGAUGCAUGUGCUUCUUAUCUUUCCACCAUUUUGAAGAAGUGUAAAGCUCUUUAUACUUUGAAUGUCGAGAAGUGUUCUAUCACGUCUAGAACAAUCCAAAAGAUUGCUGAUUCACUGGACUCUGGAUCUGUACUUGCGCAUCUGUCUUUAGGACACAACAACCCUAUAUCUGGCAAUGUCAUUAUCAACCUUUUUGUGAAGAUUUGUAGCUUAAAAAGAUUCCAAGAACUCAACCUAACUGGCAUAAAGUUAAGCAAACCUGUGGUUGAUAGCCUUUGCCAGCUUGCCACGAAUUCAUGCUUGUCCGGGUUGAUACUUGGAGGCAGCUACAUAGGAACAGAUGGGGCAUUACAGUUAACUAAGUCGCUAGCUAAUGAGACCCAGGAACUGGUGAAGCUUGAUCUAUCAUCAUGUGGACUGACAAGUGACUAUAUUGUUAGGCUGAAUAUUGAAGUAUCUUUGAUUUAUGGUAUUCUUGAGCUGAAUCUUGGAGGGAAUCCUCUUAUGCAAGAGGGUGGCAAGGCAUUGGCGUCUUUAGUUGCUAAUCCUCAAUGUGGUUUGAAAGUCUUGGUGUUAAGCAAAUGUCAACUUGGCCCGGUUGGCAUCCUCAGGAUACUUGAGGAACUAGCGUGCAACUCCUCCCUUGAAGAGCUGAACUUAGCUGAAAACAUCCAUCCAGAAAGCAACGCUUCAGAAUGUUGCUUAAUACCACUGAAAGAAGGCUCAAACUUCAAGCAAACCAACCCCAACCUUCCGGAAUCUUUGUUGGAAGCAUAUGCAUCCAAAGAGGUUCAGGGUUCUCCACAAGAGUUGUGUACUGUCAACGCAGAAUACAAUCAGCUUGAAGUUGCAGACAGUGAUGACGACACAACUGGCGAGAAAGUUGCACCUUCAGGACUGAGUGACAAUCCUAUUGACUCAUCUCAAAAGAAAGAACUUCGUCUAGAAUCUAGUUUCAUUCCAGAUAUUUUAGCUGCUAUUUCCAGGGCAAAACAUUUGCUAAGCUUAGAUCUUAGCGACAACGGAUUCUGCCAAUCUGUUGCAGAGAAAUUGUACACUGCUUGGUCAGCAAGUUCAAGAGCUGGUUUAGCUCAGAGUCACAUUCAGGAUAACAUGAUUCAUCUGUCAGUGCGAGGACAUAAAUGUUGCGGUGUUAGACCCUGUUGCCGAAGGAUUUGAGCUUGUCCCUGGUGCAAUUCCUGAUUGUUCUCAACAACUCCGUCGAAGUUGACAGAAAAACCAACAGGACAUCAACUGCGCUACUUCCAACGCUGGCCAUAAGAAGCUUAUGUAGAUAUGUGCUUUUUCUACCUUGUGAACAUUGUCAAUCUUUUCAUUUUUCCAUUCUCUAUUUAUACAGUUUGUGGAUUAUUAUGAAGAAUCGAAACACUAAAAGCAAAUACUUGCCAAUAAUGUGAUUUUGUGAUCUAACAGCUACACAAAUGACUUGCUUCAAGCAUUAGUUUCUCUU